ACCCAGGAAACGACCCAGUCACACACCCAGGCAGGAGGCCUGCCCCUCCUCCCCGGGUUGAGGAAACAGGAAAAGGCGACCAGAGAGGCAGCAAGCAGGUCUGCAGAGCGGCAGUGGCUGGUGCCCCAGCCGGGAUGGGCUCUCUCUGGGGCCUGGCUCUGCCCCUUUUCUUCUGCUGGGAGGCUGGGCUGUCCCACAGCUCCGCAGGCCCCAGCACCAGCAGACCAGAUACCUUGGUGACAGCAAAUGACGUAGAAGUUCCUGUUGUGACUCCAGGGGUCAGGACAAGUUCUGAGGAGGCCUUCCAGACCAUUGACCUCACUGAGACCUCAGCACCAGGACGCGUCACUUUGGAAACUCAAACUAUGAGCACUGAGACCUUUUCUAGGCUCUUAAUCCCAGCCAGCACCGUUCCAGAAGCAGAGACCAGGGAAGCCGGGACUGUUUCCCCUGCCACAGAGACCAGGAGCCUCACAAAAAGAACAACUUCCAAGUUCAUGGUCGUGAUCUCCACCUGUGUGGAGACAUCAGUCUUAAGUGGCAGCCCCACGGGAACUGGGAUGACCACAGCUGAGACUGUCACAGGCAGUGAUCCUGCAGACGCCAUCUUUCACACCCUUUGUACCGAUGACAGCUCUGAAGAGGCAAAGAGGGUCACAGCGGACGUCUUGACAUCCGCUCACACCUCCAGAGAAGCUCAGGGCCUGUCCUCAGAGAGCGGCUCCUCCUCCGACAGCUCAGUUCCAGUCACCACCACCUCACCAGCCCUGGAUCCUGGCGUCACCAUUCCAGCGGAAGGCUUGGUGGCCUGCACCUUCGCCCACUUUGAGGUCACCAACUGCAGUGUGGCAGAAACAGAAAUGGCAAGAACCGCCAGCCCCAGGGUCUCAGGUCACAGCCCCACGGGAGUGAAGGCCCCGUCCACCUCUGCUACGUCAGCUUUGCCAGACCCCUCUGACGUCAGAUCCUACGUCACCGAGUCCACAAUGUCUGCGGGGACCUUGUCAACAGCCAGCGCCACAGAGUCGGCCGCACCUGAUGCCACCAUUGAGACCCCGCCCCCCACCAGUAGCACCACGGAGACAGAAACAACAGCAGGCAAGGCCACUACCCUGAGCAGAGCUUCGGUGACGGUCAGCACUGACCCCUCGGGAGAAACCUUGGCCUUCUCUGUGGAGACGCCAAGCCACAUGGAAGCCUUGGGAGCAGUCGCGGCCACAGAGGCUGGGUCGACAGUGGGCAAAGUGACUUCCGCUGCAGGGUCCUCAGCUUCAGGCUACAGCCCCUCGCUAGUAGCCACCAUCCAGAAGUCCACCCGUGCAGGGCCACCUGCCACGGAUGGUACAACUGGCGGGCCCCGCCCCGCCAGCAGGAGCCCUCUUCCUUCUGUCCCUCCGACUACAGGCAACGGCAGCCGAGGAACAGACACCAUUGUAGCCAAGACCACGACCUCAGCAAAGACCUCGGCAAAGCCCCCGACGGCCACCAGCACCACUGCUCAGACGAGGCGGAUCACGACAGCUCCUGCACGUAGGUGGAGAUGGAGGCUUCCUCCUCCUGCGGCUGAGUGUGGCCUCCCCAGAAGACCUCACUGAUCCCAGAGUGGCAGAGAGGUUCAUGCAGCAGCUCCGCCGUGAACUGCAUACCCACCUGCCUCUCAUCCAAGUCUCCCUACUGCGCACCAGGAGGGGUUAGAGAAUGUCAGCUGCUGCCAGGCAUGUCCCAUGUGCCCAAACAGGGACAGAGGUGCCUGUGGCCUGGGUCCCCACCAACAGACUGGAAGCACAUUACUGUGCUGAGAUGUACCUGGAAGAGUCCCACGAAGGGCAGCUGGCUCAAGCUCCCCACCCCAGAUGUGGCAACAGGACCCUGGCUCACGUAUGCCUGCGUGAGUGUGUGUGUGUGUGUGGGGGAGGGGGCUUCCUCUGUUCCCAGACAUGUCCUUGACUUCCUUGGCACAUGUGCUGUGUUUCAGUAAAGAGAGACCUGACCACCCACCUGUGUGUUUCCACCUUGAUCCUCAGUGUGGCCCAGAGGCUGUCUCUUUGACCUGUAUGCUCUUGACAUUUUUAUAGGGAUUUUGUGUGUCCUUAAGGCUACCUCUCUCCUUCUUGUUCCCCCAGUUCUUGUUUGGACCCUGGUUACAACACGUACUAUGGUCAGCCCUAGAGCCUGUUGAACGGCGGGGGGCUCCUUCAGGGCAGGACCGUAUUCGUUCAUUUCAGCAUCCCCUGAACCUAGUGGAGCACAUGGCCUGUGGGAGAAAAUGUUUGUUGAAUUGACUUGAAUGCAACAAUUUGAAUGUUUGUUGAAUUGACUUGAAUUGCAAGUUCUGGACACAAGCAAAUUUAAAAGAAAGGCUGCAAUCCUCAAUUAUUCCUCCCAUAACUCAUAACUCACAUGUUAUUACUUUUUUAAUUAAACAUGCCUUAUUGUUUUUCUCUACUUUAAAAGUGAAACUUG
Molecule: messenger RNA, 2463 nt
Organism: Microcebus murinus (gray mouse lemur)
Lineage: Eukaryota; Metazoa; Chordata; Mammalia; Primates; Cheirogaleidae
Gene: MUC20
Product: mucin 20, cell surface associated
Biological process (GO): hepatocyte growth factor receptor signaling pathway
Source: RefSeq, a predicted model, not a curated record